Lingula anatina is the source of this 2456-nucleotide messenger RNA. RefSeq names its product tribbles homolog 2-like. NCBI's taxonomy places the organism in Eukaryota, Metazoa, Brachiopoda, Lingulata, Lingulida, Lingulidae. The record is from RefSeq and is a predicted model, not a curated record. Gene Ontology annotation, molecular function: ATP binding; protein kinase activity; mitogen-activated protein kinase kinase binding. Gene Ontology annotation, cellular component: nucleus. Gene Ontology annotation, biological process: protein phosphorylation; positive regulation of proteasomal ubiquitin-dependent protein catabolic process; regulation of MAP kinase activity.
GUUCCGGGUUGGGUCAGUAAAGGUGAAUCACACGUUGCCUUUAUUCACAAUGGCAACGUCGUCGUUCGUGGCGUCAUACGAAUUUUAAACCGGGAGGGGAGACAGUACAGUCCCUUCCCACUAAGUUACAUCUUGCAGAUCGCCAUCGACGUUUCUGAGCACCCGAAGUCGGAGUCUUUGCCUACAAACGAAGCCAGAAAAUCAGAGCUGAAGGAACGUGACCGCCAGCACAGUGUGUCAGUAAGGGUGACUAAUCCGUACCUUGUUUCAUCAGACGGAUGCAAUACGAAGUAAAAGGGUGACUCUAUUUCAGUAUAGUCAGCAAUAUUCCAUUUUACCACCACAUGUGUAACGCUGACCUUUUUACGGAUCAAGACCGGACCGGAUUAUAGGACUACGUUUAUACCGAACGCCGAUCACCGUCUCACGUACUGUUGCUUUCCAACUCUUAUUCGGAAACGCAGUUUUUAUUACCAUCAAAGUAUUCGCGAAAGUUCCAGCUUAGAAUGCUGGAUAAUUAAGUCAUCUAAGUACAUGAUCAGGGAGCUCUGUUAUUUAUUCCACUUUAUGAACAGCGACUGAGCGGUUGUUUAGGUUCGCACGUGGUGGACACAAAGAACGCAAGAGACAAUAGUCAUUGUGUUAAUAGGAGUGUCUCAUCGUCUAUCUUUACUUCAACUCAUCACAUCGGACUUUAAGGGAUCGCGGUGAAAAAGAGAGACAACCAGCUUGCUCAGUUUUUAAACAUAAUCCUCUGGAGUAAGCGAAGAAAUUUGGGGAGAUAAACAAAAUAAAUUCCCACAUGAGCGUGCGACGCACAAGGCCAAGGCCGAUCAUAAUUCCAAAUGCUCGAAAGAAUGUGGACUUACAAACUCCACCCCACUUGGGGAAUCUUACCCCAGAUCUUCAGCCGAACAGCCCGCCCGUGUUCCCCUGUGCUACCCAGCACGAGGUGGCCAGGCUGGGCCAGUAUAUCCUCACUGAGCCUCUAGACGGAGAAGACGUAUACCAGGCAGUCAAUAUUCACACACACGAGAAAUUUAUUUGUAAAGUAUAUGAUAUCCAUGCGUAUCGCCAGCAGCUGCGAGCCUACUGGAGCGUGGACUACGAUGCUGACUGCAUCAACCACAUCACGGAAAUCAUCCUCGGCGAGACCAAAGCCUACGCAUUCUUUGAGAAAAACUUUGGUGACCUGCACACACACGUGCGUAAUGAACGUAAACUCAAAGAGCGAGAGGCCAAGAAGCUAUUUGCUCAAAUCGUGCGCGCUGUGCAGAGAUGCCACGAAAAUGGGAUCGUCCUGCGCGACCUGAAGCUGAGGAAGUUUGUGUUUCAAGAUGAAUUGAGGAAAAAAUUGAAGCUGGAGGGCCUGGAAGACUCUUUUGUCCUGGAGGAUGAAAAUGAUGACUCCAUGCGAGAUAAACAUGGUUGCCCGGCCUACGUCAGUCCAGAAAUACUGUGUGCCAACACGCCAUACUCAGGGAAAGCCGCCGAUAUGUGGUCGCUAGGCGUUAUCUUGUAUACCAUGCUGUUUGGACGCUAUCCAUUCCACGACACGGAGCCCAGCGCUCUGUUUCGCAAAAUUUUACGAGGACAGUAUAACGUACCUGAAACGGUAUCCUCCAAGGCACGCUGCCUGAUAAGGUCGCUGCUGAGGCAGGACCCCUCGGAGCGACUGACGGCCGACGAGGUGCUAAGACACCCGUGGUUCAGAACGGGAAGCACGUUUACAGUUUUGCAGAGGACGGAACGUAAAAACUUGGACCAGGAAGUUCCUGAUGUUUAUGUCGAAAGCGAUGAGGAUGAUGUGGACGAUGACUUUGCACCAGCCUUGUAGGCACAAAAAAACUAAAAAAAAAAAAAGGAAAAAUAAUUUUAAAAAGAGAAGGGGAGGAGACAGUAGAUAAAAUGUCUGAGGUGCGAGGCAGAGGACUCGAAUUGCCAGGUGCUCAUAGAAAUGAACAACUGAUUUCUGUUGCAGGAUAAGUUUGCUUUAAGGGCGGGCCCCAGUUAUGGACCAGAGCCUCUUGAUGAAUAAUGCCAUCUAGUGUUGAGAAGAUGGCCAGCGCCACCUACAGUCAGGGAUGGCCCAACUGUCACUCUUCCACCUUUGAAGUGACACAGGCAGCAAGUGGAGACAUAGACUCCUUUAUUUGACUGACUAACAUUCUUUUAAAUUACGAAAAAAAAAAUGACCACAUGGUCAAAGAAAAACUCAGAAAAAGAUCUCUAUAGCUUUGUCUGUCCUGGUUGUUUCUCCAACUAACGAACUCCUUACAGGUGUACUUCCUGGUUACUUGAGUUCAGCCAGAAUAGAUAAGACAUUAUUUACGUGUUAUAAAGCAGUGGAACAAAGUAGCAAUAUCUGGUUUAUUUGACCUUCACGACAUCUUACUGUCAACUACUUGAUGAAGCAGCAUAUUAGACUGAUUUAUUAGUUUACCAAUGUAAGGUGA